AAUCAUACCCAGUCUCUCCUUAAUGAACACACACCAGCAGGCAAAAUGGGCAGCAAUGGCACAAGCAAUACAAUCGGCAACUGCAGUAACACAAGCGUGCCAUUUCAGUACUCUCUCUACGCAGCCACGUAUAUCGUGGUCUUCAUCCCAGGCCUUCUGGCCAACAGUGUAGCCCUCUGGGUCUUGUACCGCUUCAUCAGCAAGAAGAACAAGGCCAUCAUCUUCAUGAUCAAUAUGUCUGUGGCUGACCUUGCCCAUGUUCUGUCGCUGCCACUGCGGAUCUAUUACUACAUCAACCACCAGUGGCCCUUCCCAAAGUUCUUGUGCCUUCUCUGCUUCUACCUGAAAUAUCUCAACAUGUACGCGAGUAUCUGUUUCCUGACAUGCAUUAGUCUUCAGCGGUGCUAUUUCCUCCUCAAGCCCUUCAAGGCCCGCAAUUGGAAGCGCAGGUACGAUGUGGCCAUCAGCGCCAUCAUCUGGGUUGUCGUAGGAACUGUCUGCUUGCUCUUUCCCAUCCUGAGAAGUGCUGGCCUGGCCAACAGGCACCAAAAUGCUUGCUUUGCUGACCUGGGAUACACGCAGAUGAACGUGGCCCCCACGGUGACAAUGAUCAUGUUGGCUGAGCUGGCUGGCUUUGUGGUUCCUGUCGUCACCAUUGCCUGGUGCACCUGGAAAACAGUGAUAUCUUUGCAGCACCCACAUGUGACCUACGAAGGGGUUGCCGAGAAGCAGAAGGCUCUUCGGAUGGUCUUCUUGUGUGCCGGGGUCUUCUUCAUCUGCUUCACGCCCUAUCAUAUCAACUUCCUUUUUUAUACUUUGGUGAAGGAAAAAGUUAUCACUAACUGCCCCAUCAUUCAAAGCACACUUUAUUUCCACCCUUUCUCCUUGUGCCUCGCAAGUCUGUGUUGCUGCUUAGAUCCCAUCCUUUAUUAUUUCACGACUUCUGAGUUCCGUGACCAACUCUCCCGCCAUGGCAGCUCUGUGAUUCGAUCACGGCUCAUGAGCAGGGAGAGUGGCUCUUCGAUGAUGAGCUAA
This is a messenger RNA of Gracilinanus agilis (Agile Gracile Mouse Opossum), 1035 nucleotides long. RefSeq names its product putative P2Y purinoceptor 10. The transcript has a single exon. The record is from RefSeq and is a predicted model, not a curated record. Bases 46 to 1035 code for a protein of 329 amino acids. Gene Ontology annotation, molecular function: G protein-coupled receptor activity. Gene Ontology annotation, cellular component: membrane. NCBI's taxonomy places the organism in Eukaryota, Metazoa, Chordata, Mammalia, Didelphimorphia, Didelphidae. Gene Ontology annotation, biological process: phospholipase C-activating G protein-coupled receptor signaling pathway; positive regulation of Rho protein signal transduction.